AUGGCGACACGGAGCAGCAGGAGGGAGUCGCGACUCCCCUUCCUAUUCACCCUGGUCGCGUUGCUGCCGCCCGGGGCUCUCUGCGAGGUCUGGACGCAGAGACUGCAAGGUGGCCGCGCGCCCUUGCCCCAGGACCGGGGUUUCCGCGUGGUGCAGGGCGACCCGCGCGAGCUGCGGCUGUGGGCGCGCGGGGAUGCCAGGGGGGCGAGCCCCGCGGGCGAGAAGCCGCUCCGGACGCGACGGAGCGCUGCCCUGCAGCCUGAGCCCAUCAAGGUGUACGGACAGGUCAGUCUGAAUGAUUCCCACAAUCAGAUGGUGGUGCACUGGGCUGGAGAGAAAAGCAACGUGAUCGUGGCCUUAGCUCGGGACAGCCUGGCCUUGGCGAGGCCCAAGAGCAGUGACGUGUACGUGUCUUAUGACUACGGAAAAUCAUUCAACAAGAUUUCAGAGAAACUCAACUUUGGUGUGGGAAAUAGCAGUGAAGCUGUGAUCGCCCAGUUCUACCACAGUCCUGCAGACAACAAGCGGUACAUCUUUGCAGAUGCUUAUGCCCAGUACCUCUGGAUCACUUUUGACUUCUGCAACACUAUCCAUGGCUUUUCUAUCCCAUUCCGGGCAGCUGAUCUCCUCCUCCACAGUAAGGCCUCCAACCUCCUCCUGGGCUUCGACAGGUCUCACCCCAACAAGCAGCUAUGGAAGUCUGAUGAUUUUGGCCAGACCUGGAUCAUGAUUCAGGAACACGUGAAGUCCUUCUCUUGGGGAAUCGACCCCUAUGACAAGCCAAACACCAUCUACGUGGAACGACAUGAACCCUCUGGUUACUCCACAGUUUUUCGAAGUACAGACUUCUUUCAGUCCCGGGAAAACCAGGAAGUGAUCCUUGAGGAAGUGAGAGACUUUCAGCUUCGGGACAAGUACAUGUUUGCUACAAAGGUGGCGCGUCUCCUGGGCAGUCAGCAGCAGUCUUCUGUCCAGCUCUGGGUCUCCUUUGGUCGGAAGCCCAUGCGAGCAGCCCAGUUUGUCACAAGACACCCUAUUAAUGAAUAUUACAUCGCAGAUGCCUCAGAGGACCAGGUGUUCGUGUGUGUCAGUCACAGUAACAACCGCACUAAUUUAUACAUCUCGGAGGCAGAGGGGCUGAAAUUCUCCCUGUCCUUGGAGAAUGUGCUCUAUUACAGCCCAGGAGGGGCCGGCAGUGACACCUUGGUGAGGUAUUUUGCAAACGAGCCAUUUGCUGACUUUCAUCGCGUGGAAGGGUUACAAGGAGUGUACAUUGCUACUCUGAUUAAUGGUUCUAUGAACGAGGAGAACAUGAGAUCAGUCAUCACCUUUGACAAAGGAGGAACCUGGGAAUUUCUUCAGGCUCCAGCCUUCACAGAAUAUGGAGAGAAAAUCAAUUGUGAGCUUUCUCAGGGCUGUUCCCUCCACCUGGCCCAACGCCUCAGUCAGCUGCUCAGCCUCCAGCUCCGGAGAAUGCCCAUCUUGUCCAAGGAAUCAGCCCCUGGCCUCAUCAUUGCCACGGGCUCAGUGGGAAAGAAUUUGGCCAGCAAGACCAACGUGUACAUCUCUAGCAGUGCCGGGGCCCGGUGGCGAGAGGCGCUUCCUGGACCUCACUACUACACCUGGGGAGAUCAUGGCGGCAUCAUCAUGGCCAUCGCCCAGGGCAUGGAAACCAAUGAGCUGAAAUAUAGUACAAAUGAAGGCGAGACCUGGAAGACGUUCAUCUUCUCUGAGAAGCCCGUGUUUGUGUAUGGGCUCCUCACAGAACCCGGGGAGAAGAGCACUGUCUUCACCAUCUUUGGCUCAAACAAGGAGAAUGUCCACAGCUGGCUUAUCCUCCAAGUCAAUGCCACCGAUGCCUUGGGGGUUCCCUGCACAGAGAAUGACUACAAACUGUGGUCACCGUCGGAUGAGCGGGGGAAUGAGUGUUUGCUAGGGCACAAGACUGUUUUCAAACGGAGGACCCCCCAUGCGACAUGCUUCAAUGGAGAAGACUUUGACAGACCCGUGGUUGUGUCCAACUGCUCCUGCACCCGGCAGGACUAUGAAUGGUUCGUUAUUCAAUUCGGGGCAUCAAGUUGUAUUUUUUUUCACUCAACAGACAUGGUCCCAUCCCCCGAGGACAGGAAUAGAAGGAAAUAUUUGUCCCUAGAAGUGUGUGUUCCAGACCCAGAAUUCUCCGGGAAGUCCUACUCCCCGCCUGUGCCUUGUCUUGUGGGCUCUACCUAUCGGAGAACGAGAGGCUACCGGAAGAUUUCUGGGGACACCUGCAGUGGAGGAGACGUUGAAGCACGACUGGAAGGAGAGCUGGUUCCUUGUCCCCUGGCAGAGGAGAACGAAUUCAUCUUGUACGCCAUGCGGAAGUCCAUCCACCGCUAUGACCUCGCCUCUGGAGCCACAGAGCAGUUGCCUCUUAGUGGGCUUCGGGCAGCUGUGGCCCUGGAUUUUGACUACGAACGGAACUGCUUAUAUUGGUCUGAUCUAGCGUUGGAUAUCAUCCAGCGCCUCUGUUUGAAUGGGAGUACAGGGCAAGAAGUGAUCAUCGAUUCUGGCCUGGAGACAGUGGAAGCUUUGGCCUUUGAACCUCUCAGCCAGUUACUUUACUGGGUGGAUGCUGGCUUCAAGAAGAUUGAGGGUAUGUGGUUUAUCCCCAUUUUGACCAGGGUCAUGUUCUGGACCGACUGGGGGGACCUGAAGCCUGGGAUUUAUCGGAGCAACAUGGAUGGCUCUGCUGCUCAUCGUCUUGUUUCAGAGGACGUCAAAUGGCCCAACGGCAUCUCUGUGGAUGACCAGUGGAUCUACUGGACAGAUGCCUACCUGGACUGCAUUGAACGGAUCACUUUUAGUGGCCAGCAACGCUCGGUCAUUCUGGACAACCUCCCGCACCCCUAUGCCAUUGCUGUCUUCAAGAAUGAAAUCUACUGGGAUGACUGGUCACAGCUCAGCAUAUUCCGAGCUUCCAAAUACAGCGGGUCCCAAAUGGAGAUCCUGGCAAGCCAGCUCACAGGGCUAAUGGACAUGAAGAUUUUCUACAAGGGGAAAAACACUGGAAGCAAUGCCUGCAUGUCCAGGCCCUGCAGCCUGCUGUGCCUGCCCAAGGCUAACAACAGCAGAAGCUGCAGGUGUCCAGAGGGAGUGUCCAGCAGUGUCCUCCCUUCUGGGGACCUGAUGUGUGACUGCCCUCGGGGCUAUCAGCUAAGGAACAACACCUGUGUCAAAGAAGAGAACACAUGUCUUCGCAACCAGUAUCGCUGCAGCAACGGGAACUGUAUCAACAGCAUCUGGUGGUGUGACUUUGACAAUGACUGUGGAGACAUGAGCGAUGAGAGAAAUUGCCCUACCACCAUCUGUGAUCUGGACACCCAGUUCCGCUGUCAGGAGUCUGGGACAUGCAUCCCACUCUCCUAUAAAUGUGACCUUGAGGAUGACUGUGGAGACAACAGUGAUGAAAGUCACUGUGAAAUGCACCAGUGCCGGAGCGACGAGUACAACUGCAGCUCUGGAAUGUGUAUCCGCUCCUCCUGGGUGUGUGACGGGGACAACGACUGUAGGGACUGGUCUGAUGAAGCCAACUGCACAGCCAUCUAUCACACCUGUGAGGCCUCCAACUUCCAGUGCCACAACGGGCACUGCAUCCCCCAGCGGUGGGCGUGUGACGGUGACGCAGAUUGCCAAGAUGGUUCUGACGAGGAUCCGGUGAACUGUGAGAAGAAGUGCAAUGGAUUCCGCUGCCCCAAUGGCACUUGCAUCCCAUCCAGCAAACAUUGUGACGGACUGCACGACUGCUCCGAUGGCUCGGACGAGCAGCACUGUGAGCCCCUCUGCACUCGCUUCAUGGACUUUGUGUGUAAGAACCGCCAGCAGUGCCUGUUCCACUCCAUGGUGUGUGAUGGGAUAAUCCAGUGCCGCGAUGGAUCAGAUGAGGAUGCCACCUUUGCAGGAUGCUCCCAAGACCCCGAGUUCCACAAGGUCUGUGAUGAGUUCGGUUUCCAGUGUCAGAAUGGAGUGUGCAUCAGUUUGAUUUGGAAAUGUGAUGGGAUGGACGACUGUGGGGACUACUCUGAUGAAGCCAACUGUGAAAACCCCACAGAAGCCCCAAACUGCUCCCGCUACUUCCAGUUCCGCUGUGAGAAUGGCCACUGCAUCCCAAACAGAUGGAAAUGUGACAGGGAGAACGACUGUGGAGACUGGUCUGAAGAGAAGGACUGUGGAGAUUCACAUAUUCUGCCCUCCCCCACUCCUGGGCCCUCCACGUGUCUGCCCAAUUACUUCCGAUGCAGCAAUGGGGCCUGCGUGAUGGACACCUGGGUAUGUGACGGGUACCGGGAUUGUGCAGAUGGCUCCGACGAGGAAGCCUGCCCCUCGCUUGCAAAUGUCACUGCUGUCUCCACCCCCACUCAGCUUGGGCGAUGUGACCGAUUUGAGUUUGAGUGCCACCAACCAAAGAAGUGCAUCCCCAACUGGAAGCGCUGUGAUGGCCACCGGGACUGCCAGGAUGGCCAGGAUGAGGACAACUGCCCCACACACAGCACCUUGACCUGUAUGAGCAGAGAGUUCAAGUGUGAGGAUGGUGAGGCCUGCAUUGUACUCUCGGAGCGCUGUGACGGCUUCCUGGACUGCUCGGAUGAGAGUGACGAGGCGGCCUGCAGUGAUGAGUUAACUGUAUACAAAGUACAGAAUCUUCAGUGGACAGCUGACUUCUCUGGGGAUGUAACUUUGACCUGGAUGAGGCCCAAAAAAAUGCCAUCUGCUUCUUGUGUAUAUACUGUCUACUACAGGGUGGUUGGAGAGAGCAUAUGGAAGACUCUGGAGACUCACAGCAACAAAACAAACACUGUGUUGAAAGUCUUGAAACCUGACACCACAUAUCAAGUUAAAGUACAGGUUCAAUGUCUGAGCAAGGCGCACAACACCAAUGACUUUGUGACCCUGCGGACUCCAGAAGGGUUGCCAGAUGCCCCUCGAAAUCUCCAGCUAUCACUCCACAGGGAAGCAGAAGGUGUGAUUGUUGGCCACUGGACUCCUCCCAUCCACACCCACGGUCUCAUUCGUGAGUACAUUGUAGAAUACAGCAGAAGUGGUUCUAAGAUGUGGGCCUCCCAGAGAGCUGCUAGUAACUCUACAGAAAUAAAGAACUUACUGGUCAACGUUCUGUACACCGUCAGAGUGGCUGCGGUGACUAGUCGUGGAAUAGGAAACUGGAGCGAUUCUAAAUCCAUUACCACCAUAAAAGGAAAAGUGAUUCCACCACCAGAUAUCCACAUUGACAGCUAUGGUGAGAAUUCUCUAAGCUUUACCCUGACCAUGGAUGGUGACAUCAAGGUGAAUGGCUAUGUGGUGAACCUUUUCUGGACAUUUGACGCCCACAAACAAGAGAAGAAAACCUUGAACUUCCGAGGGAGCAUACUGUCUCAUAAAGUUGGUAAUCUGACAGCUCAUACAUCCUACGAGAUUUCUGCUUGGGCCAAGACUGACUUGGGAGACAGUCCUCUGGCAUUUGAGCAUGUGGUAACCAGAGGGGUUCGCCCACCUGCUCCAAGCCUCAAAGCCAAGGCCAUCAACCAGACUGCAGUGGAAUGCUCUUGGACUGGCCCCAGGAAUGUGGUUUAUGGUAUCUUCUAUGCUACAUCCUUUCUUGACCUCUAUCGAAACCCGAAGAGCUUGACUACUUCACUCCAUAACAUGACAGUCAUCGUCAGUCAGGAUGAGCAGUAUUUGUUUCUGGUCCGGGUGGUGGUACCUUACCAAGGGCCAUCCUCUGACUAUGUUGUGGUGAAGAUGAUCCCAGACAGCAGGCUUCCACCCCGUCACCUGCAUGUGGUUCAUACAGGCAAAACCUCGGCUGUCAUCAAGUGGGAAUCACCAUACGACUCUCCUGACCAGGACUUGUUCUAUGCAAUUGCAGUUAAAGAUCUGAUAAGAAAGACUGACAGGAGCUACAAAGUAAAAUCCCGCAACAGUACCAUGGAGUACACCCUUAACAAGUUGGAACCUGGAGGGAAAUACCAUGUCAUUGUCCAGCUGGGGAACAUGAGCAAAGAUUCCAGCAUAAAAAUCACCACAGUUUCAUUAUCAGCACCUGAUGCCUUAAAAAUCAUAACAGAAAAUGAUCACGUUCUUCUGUUUUGGAAAAGUCUAGCUUUAAAGGAAAAGCAUUUUAAUGAAAGCAGGGGCUACGAGAUACAUAUGUUUGAUAGUGCCAUGAAUCUCACAGCUUACCUUGGGAAUACUACUGACAAUUUCUUUAAAAUUUCCAACCUGAAGAUGGGUCAUAAUUAUACUUUCACUGUCCAAGCACGAUGUCUUUUUGGCAGCCAGAUCUGUGGGGAGCCUGCUGUCCUACUGUAUGACGAGCUGGGGUCUGGGGGAGAUACUGCAGCCAUUCAGGCUACCAGAUCUACUGAUGUUGCUGCCGUGGUGGUUCCCAUCCUGUUCCUGAUACUGCUGAGCCUGGGGGUCGGCUUUGCCAUCCUGUACACAAAGCAUCGGAGGUUACAGAGCAGCUUCACUGCUUUUGCUAACAGCCACUACAGCUCGAGGCUGGGUUCAGCAAUCUUCUCCUCGGGGGAUGAUCUGGGGGAGGACGAUGAAGAUGCUCCUAUGAUUACUGGAUUUUCAGACGACGUCCCCAUGGUGAUAGCCUGAAACAGCUUUCCUCACUAGAAACCAAAUGGUGUAAAUAUUUUAUUUGAUAAAGAUAGCUGAUGGUUUAUUUUAAAAGAUGCACUUUGAGUUGCAAUAUGUUAUUUUUAUAUGGGCCCAAAACAACAACAAAAAAUUAAAAAAAAGGAAAGAAAGGAAUGAAUAAACUUUGUAGGGAUCAACUGUGAACUUCAAGCCAGGUUGAUUUUAGUAACCAAAUUGCUUUGAUUUGACAUUAAUGUAGUCUUACACGGCUGUGCUUGCUGGGCAUGCUUCUAAGUCUGUGAGAUUAUUUUGGUUCAAUAAAUUGGCCGUUCUUAUUAUUUUUCUAAGACACAGAAAUGUAUUUAAUAAAAAGUUCAAGAGAGAGUGAUGGGUGGAAUCCCUUCUCCUUGAGAGUGUGUUCAAAUUUUA
This is a messenger RNA of Ictidomys tridecemlineatus (thirteen-lined ground squirrel), 7056 nucleotides long. NCBI's taxonomy places the organism in Eukaryota, Metazoa, Chordata, Mammalia, Rodentia, Sciuridae. The record is from RefSeq and is a predicted model, not a curated record.